Messenger RNA from Beta vulgaris subsp. vulgaris (sugar beet), 579 nucleotides. RefSeq lists its product as uncharacterized. Gene Ontology annotation, molecular function: nucleic acid binding; RNA-DNA hybrid ribonuclease activity. Bases 1 to 579 code for a protein of 192 amino acids. The transcript has a single exon. Lineage: Eukaryota; Viridiplantae; Streptophyta; Magnoliopsida; Caryophyllales; Amaranthaceae. The record is from RefSeq and is a predicted model, not a curated record.
AUGAUCUCGCGAGCAGUUGGGGUCCAGGCCGAGUAUAGCAACGCAGUUGAAAAGGCUACAGGGGGUCAAGCACCUGAGCGUGGGUGGAAUCUGAAGUGGCAAGCUCCAGGGGCUGGGAGGUUAAAGCUAAACACUGAUGCUGCGUUUAGGGAGAAUGAUAAGCUGGGCAUGGGGGCGGUUUUGCGGGAUGAAUGUGGUGAUGUCCUGGUGGCAGUGUGCAAUAGUUGGCAUGGUAGAUGUGAAGUUGAGGUGGGAGAGGCUAUGGCAGUGAGAGAAGGGAUUCGGGUGGCGAUGGAGGCUGGGUUCCAUGGCUUCAUCGUGGAAACAGAUUGUAUGACGCUGUUUGAAGCCUUGAAGAGAAAACGAAGACCUGCUUCUGUGUUGGGUCGUAUUCUUCAAGAUAUUUAUGUGUUAAUUUCUAGCUGCACUAAUGUAACUUUUAGCUUUGUUAGAAGGAGUGGCAAUGAGGUGGCUCACCUGCUAGCCAAACGAAGCUUGGAGAGUGAUGAGCUUCUUGUUUGGCUGGAGGAAGCCCCCGAAUUUGUAAUGCCUAGCGUGGCGUUGGAUGUUUCUGGUUAA